Messenger RNA from Talaromyces marneffei, 342 nucleotides. RefSeq lists its product as uncharacterized. The coding region runs from base 1 to 342 and encodes 113 amino acids. NCBI's taxonomy places the organism in Eukaryota, Fungi, Ascomycota, Eurotiomycetes, Eurotiales, Trichocomaceae. The transcript has a single exon. The record is from RefSeq and is a predicted model, not a curated record.
AUGGACAGAACCAUUCCGCUACGGACACCCAUCUUACUGAGAUCAGUCGUCAAUGUGGGUAAAGACGACGAGCGGUCCCCUGCACUCCACAACACAAAAGUCGACAAGAUGCAGCGAAUUCUGGUUACAGCUAUUGCUCUCUCCUUCUCUUUUUGCCAUGCUGCGCCGCACGAGAAGCGUUUAUCGAACUAUAUCUCAAGCUGCGGUGGUGCCUGGAUGGCACGGGACGAUGUGAGGACGAACAACGGCAAGGUUCCGCGUCGAGGCUACUUGACUGCUGUUGCCGAAUUCUGUCAGCAAGCCAACAAGCAAACCAUCCAGCGGGCGGCUAUCUCUCACUAG